Molecule: messenger RNA, 1560 nt
Organism: Carcharodon carcharias (great white shark)
Lineage: Eukaryota; Metazoa; Chordata; Chondrichthyes; Lamniformes; Lamnidae
Product: zinc finger protein 664-like
Exons: 3
Coding region: 1-1218 (405 amino acids)
Biological process (GO): regulation of transcription by RNA polymerase II
Molecular function (GO): DNA-binding transcription factor activity, RNA polymerase II-specific; RNA polymerase II cis-regulatory region sequence-specific DNA binding
Source: RefSeq, a predicted model, not a curated record
AUGGCGGCCGUUAACCUGGGCCUGUUCCCGGGAGGGAGAAGCCCCGCAGCUGCAAACCAGGAGCUGACAAUUAUUCCUCAGGGUUUGCGGAUCCACAAAGUGUUUCCAAAUCUUCCCCGUCCAGCCGCCGGCUCCAUCGCUCCCUCCCCCCGGGCCUGUCACCGCGGGGGUCAUGUUGGAGAGCGGGCAUUGACUGUCGUGGGAAACAACAGCAAGAGGAGCUCAGAGGCCGGAGGAGCAAAGGGAGCAGCGAGUUCAGUCACCAAUCGAGGGGGGGGUGGAAUUGAGGACUGGACCCUGAGUCAGUCAGUCAGCAUCAUAUCGUUCACAGUGAGGAGAAACCAUACACAUGUUCUGUGUCUGGACAAGGUUUCAACUGAUCAUUCAACCUGGAGAGACACAAGGACACCCACACUAUGGAGAAACCGUGGAAAUGUGAGGACUGUGGGAAAGGAUUCAGUUACCCAUCCCUGCUGGAAAACCAUUGGGGCAGUCACACAGGGGAAAGGCCAUUCACCUGCUCUGUGUGUGGGGAGGGAUUUACUCAGGCAUCUGGCCUUUGGUCAGCGAAUUCAUACUGAGAAGAUAUUCAGCUGCACUUCCUGUGGAAAGAGGUUCAGGCACUCUUCAGCACUCACUGUACACCAACGCACUCACACUGGGGAGAGGCCAUUCACCUGCUCUGAGUGUGGGAAGGGAUUCACUCAGUCAUUCCACCUUCUGACACACCAGCGAGUUCACACUGGAGAGAGGCUGUUCACUUGCUCUGUGUGUGGGAAAGGAUUCACUGGGUCAUCCCACCUGCUGUCACACGAGCAAACUCACAUUGAGGAGAAGCCAUUCAGCUGCACUUCCUGUGGAAAGAGUUUUAGACAGGCAUCCUCCCUCAUCUUACACCAGCGAGUUCACACUGGGGAGAGACCAUUUCGCUGCACUUCCUGUGGGAAGAGUUUCAGACAGUCAUCCAACCUCACUGCUCACCAACGCACUCACACUGCAGAGAGACCGUUCACAUGCUGCAUAUGUGGGAAAGGAUUCAGUCAGUCAUCCAACCUCAAUGCACACCAGCGAGUUCACACUGGGGAGAGACCAUUCACUUGCUCGCCGUGUGGGAAGGGAUUUGCAAAGUCUUUCAACCUGCUGACCCACCAACGCACUCACACUGAGAAGAGGUCAUUCAAAUGCUGUGUGUGUGGGCAGGGAUUCACUCAGUCAUGAUGCCUCCUGAGACAUCAGCAAGUUCAUAAUUGACUGCAGGGGUUGGAUUCUGCUGUUCUUGCUGUUUUUAAGCUUGUUUAGUAUUGAUAGUCUGGCAAUAUUUUUUUCUGCUGAUGUUAACAACCCUAAAACUGGCUGGAGUUUAAUAUUCUGGAGAUGUCACUGAUUUUCAGGGCUGCAGUGUCCCUUUUUAAAAGCACCAUCUGUGAUCCUUCCCCUUAAUUUCAAGAACUUUCAGUCGGAACCCCUUGACAAUAAAAUUAUGAACUUUUACUACAGUUGUAAAUUGAUAUUUGGUGAAAAAUCUCCAAUUCAGUAUCUGAAAGAUUUAACUGCAGGGAU